CCUGCGCAUGCGCGCCACCCCAGAGGGAGACCGUCUCAGUGGGACUAAGCUCAAGCGGCGGCCUUCACGCCCUGGGGCGGUAACGCUGCGGUUAACACGGGAGUCCGUUAAAGUCGGCGCGCCGCUGGAGCAACACCACCUCUGUGUGUCGGGGGAGGCUGAUGGCGGCCCCCGUGCCCUGGAGCCGGGCGGCGGCCUGCGCUGCAGCCGUAUUCCCUUUAGCAUUGUUGGCUUUUCCACGGACCACAGUCAUUGCCAUGAGAUGUGCAUCCAAAAAGGCAGGAGGCAGUUCAAAAAAUCUGGGGGGCAACAGCCCAGGCCGACGCUAUGGAUGGAAGAAGGGAGAUGGGGCUUUUGUUCGUACAGGAAACAUUCUGGCAACUCAGCGCCUGAUCCGCUGGCACCCAGGAGCAAAUGUGGCAAUGGGUCGGAACAAGACUCUUGUUGCUCUUGAAGAUGGCACAGUCCGUUACACAAAAGAGAUCUACAUCCCUCCACCUCGCAGCUUGGAGUCCAUGAAAGUGAUCUCUCGCCUUCCUGUGGGGGGAGUCCUUUAUAAGACAUUUAUUAAUGUGGUCCCCACCGAGCAGAAAGGUUAUUUUAAGCUUGUGGAUAUGCUUUGAUCCUGUGGAACGGGUAUGCCACACUGCAGGCUGGCUGACGGGCAAAGGUUUCACAAGAUCACAAGACAAGGGAGCAGAAGCAGGCCAUUCGGCCCAUCGAGUCUGCUCCAAGGAAAAGGGAAAAAGAAAUGGGGUGGGAAAAAAAGAAGAAAAAAAAAAUUGAAUGACCAUUGGCCUAUCUGGGAAGGGAACACUUUGUUCUGACAACAUUCCCUUCUACUAACAGUUGACACUGGCUGAGAUCCACAAGUGCCCAGUGACCUUUGUCCCUUUUCACUUGUGACCCUGCCCUGAGGACAUCAUUGAAUCUGAGAGCGGGGAGGAGGCUGCCAGAUAGCCCAUUGUGCCUGAGGUGGCUCGAUUGAAAGAGCUGUCCAGGUAGCCACAUUUCCCAGCUCUCUCCUUGUGGCCACACAAGUGUUUACUUCGUUUUGGCAUGUGACUAUUUCACCAUGGAUCCAUGCUACUUUAGUCUGGGCCCUUGCUGGAUAUCCACAGCCUCACUUUUUGACACCGGUCACAAGUGUUCAAGAGAGAGAAUGUUAAUUACAGGGUGGCUUCUUGACUGAAAUCAGCCGGCAUCAUCUGCUCUGUAUACCUUGCAGAAACUGAAUCCCGUUUUCAUUCCUCCCCAAGUGUGACUUUCAUGCCUUUAAUAAAUUUUUUUAAUCCAGUG
Molecule: messenger RNA, 1299 nt
Organism: Pristis pectinata (smalltooth sawfish)
Lineage: Eukaryota; Metazoa; Chordata; Chondrichthyes; Rhinopristiformes; Pristidae
Gene: mrpl27
Product: mitochondrial ribosomal protein L27
Exons: 4
Coding region: 162-623 (153 amino acids)
Biological process (GO): translation
Cellular component (GO): mitochondrial large ribosomal subunit; ribosome
Molecular function (GO): structural constituent of ribosome
Source: RefSeq, a predicted model, not a curated record